This is a messenger RNA of Cryptococcus wingfieldii CBS 7118, 846 nucleotides long. RefSeq lists its product as hypothetical. Bases 1 to 846 code for a protein of 281 amino acids. The transcript is spliced from 4 exons. NCBI's taxonomy places the organism in Eukaryota, Fungi, Basidiomycota, Tremellomycetes, Tremellales, Cryptococcaceae. The record is from RefSeq and is a predicted model, not a curated record.
AUGUUCCUGUUCUCUUACUUUUAUCCGGAGACAUCUCCGACUGCCCCGCCCCUCUCCAACGACCCGCCCUCUGCUCUUCGACCUUCCGAUACUUUCAAGGAGCCUAGUAAAGAGGAGGUUCCCGAGAGAAAUGCCCCAUUGGACGAGAUAUGGGACUUUUUUGAGACCGGCCUUGAACGACUCUACACUCUAGUAGCCAACCCAUCACUCCAGGCCAUGUCGUACACAUACUACGCUAUGCUGUACUCUCAUGCCUGCGACAUUCACUCCAGAGAAUACGAUCGCCAUAUGCGUCCCGGCAUCAGUGAACAUCAACUGUACGACCAUUUGGAAGUGUUCUUCAUGAAGAAGGCGCAAGAUGUCAUAGAGGAACUUGCUCAUUCCGACACGUCCAGGGAAUUCAUGGAAAUUUACAGCCGACGAUGGACUACAUACGAGGCAUUCGUCCAACGCGCCAAUAAUCUAUUCCGGGGGUUCAACCACUUCUACGCGGAUAAGAGAAUCCCAGGUGUUCAAGAGAUCAACGCUUUGAGAUUAGAGCCAGGAACAGGGGUACAGCAGGCGAAUCGCACUGGCGCCUCUGCCAGCAAGAAACGGAGGGGACCAAUGCGAACGACCCGUCUGGAAACGCUUCUGGAAGAGGACGACGAUGAAGUGGAUGUUGAAGAUGAUGCCGUGGACGUUGAAGAGAGCGAUGGAGGGUACAAAUGGCCUAUUGAUAAUCAGGAUGCAGAAGUGGAUGAGAGUGAUGGAGAGUACAAAUGGCCUAAACAGAAUGAAGAGGAUGAAGAAGACGAUGCCGAUAAAGAAGCAGAUAAGAGCGAAGAAGAGUUUUGCAUCGUGUGA